Helianthus annuus (common sunflower) is the source of this 570-nucleotide messenger RNA. RefSeq names its product probable galacturonosyltransferase 13. Lineage: Eukaryota; Viridiplantae; Streptophyta; Magnoliopsida; Asterales; Asteraceae. The transcript has 4 exons. The record is from RefSeq and is a predicted model, not a curated record. The coding region runs from base 1 to 570 and encodes 189 amino acids. Gene Ontology annotation, molecular function: polygalacturonate 4-alpha-galacturonosyltransferase activity.
AUGGCUGAUGCAUUUUCAAAUGAAUUUGCUGUUAUAUUGAAAGGAAUGAUGGAAAGAUCUGAAAAGGAAAUUAGAGAAUCUAAAUUUGCAGAAUUAAUGAACAAACACGUUGCAGCAAGUUCUGUCCCAAAAGGCAUCCAUUGUCUCUCUUUGCGAACCACUUCGCAUAUACCGUUAGCUAUAGUGUUAGUUUUGUUGCUGAAUCAUAUUCGCAUAUAUUUGCCAGAGCUCUUCCCGAAUCUUGACAAAGUGGUUUUCUUGGAUGAUGAUAUUGUGAUUCAACGUGAUUUAUCCCCACUUUGGGGAAUUGACCUUGGUGGAAAGGUCAACAAAGUGGUUGAAACCUGCAAAGGUGAUGACACGUGGGUGAUGUCGAAGCGGUUUAGAGCCUACUUCAACUUUUCUCACCCGUUGAUAUCCAACAAUCUGGGUCCAAAUGAAUGUGCUUUGGCUUAUGGGAUGAAUAUAUUCAACUUGCGUGCAUGGAGAAGAACGAAUAUUAGAGAAACAUAUCACACGUGGCUGAAAGAUGUGCUUGCAUACGACAAGCGGAAUAGGACUUUUGAAUAG